CGUUUUUCUUUUCUCAUUGUACAAACUGUACAAACACGACCGAUUGUUAAAUUUAGAAUUAAAUCCAACAAAAGAAACAAUAAAAAAAAGGCUUAAGCAGUCUAUUUAAACAGCCAUAUUCAAGUAUAUUGCGAAGAUAACCGGGCUAAAGCGAAUGCAAAUAGAGAUAAUAGAGAGCCCCGAGGUGUUGAAAUUAUUUUCUUGCCAGAAAUAAGGUAACCAUGGUACAUUUCUGGCCUGCGUUUACCAACGACGAGCCCUCGGGCGGGCCCCAUUUGGUCUUCAUCCUGCUCUACGUCCUAAUAGGAGUAAUGGUGGUCCUGCAAGUUUUCUACAUGUUCUAUUUGAAUACAACGCACAAGAAUCUACGAAGACUUUUAGUCAAAAAAGGUCGUUUACUUAAAAUAGUACCGCUCGUAACAGUGUCGACUGUUACCGAACAAGGUACCAGCCAGCCUUCGGCUCCGGCGCACGUUCGUACAGAUUCAGAAGGAUCGGCUGUAAGCUAUAGCAAAAAGGCAUCACCACCAUCCUAUGCACCGUAAACAUCUACUUAAAACGAGCCGAUUAAAAAAUGUUAAUAAAACACAUACUUGUAUAAAAU
Phyllotreta striolata is the source of this 604-nucleotide messenger RNA. Lineage: Eukaryota; Metazoa; Arthropoda; Insecta; Coleoptera; Chrysomelidae. The record is from the annotation of a GenBank genome assembly.